CCAAAGUUUUUUUAUUCAACGGAAAUUUAAAUAUAUAGCGAAAGCACACUUAUAUCCCUUCUAGCAGAGAUAUGGUGCCUCUUGAGAUAUUUCGCGUUAUUGUCAUUAUCAUACUGCUGAUUAGCAUCACCGUGGUUUUUUCCCUUCGGCUAAGCACCCCAGAGCAAGAAUAAAGACUUGAAAGGACACAUCCGCUUACCUGCAUAUUCUCGUGCUUCUCCUUGCGAUUGGCGAUCGCUUUGAGCUCCUCGCUGCAAAUCAAAGAACUCACGUAGUUUGUGGUCAGGUUGUCUAUGAAGUUCUUCUGCCUGGACUGAGUGGCGUUCCACCACCUGCGCACCACGGCAGGCAGCUUGCGGAGCACCUCCGUGUACAAGUGGCAGGCAUAUCGCUCCAGGGGUAGAUGUCGAUCUGCAAAAUGGAUCAAGAAAUGUAACAAGCAUGGAAAACCCAAUAAACUUCAAGGAUAUACCCUCCGAGAUGCCGCAGCCAAAGCGCAUUCAACUUGAGGGCGAGACUUCGGUGGCCGAAGCCAUAAACUUCCUGAAGACGCAAUGCGAUACGCGCAAGGAGCACAAGCCUGAGGAGUUUCAGCAGGAUGGACCAACCGUAGCGGACGAGUUAAACGCUCGCCUGGCCAUGGUUCAUGUGCGCGAGACUCGUGCCAAACGCAUUCGCCGCUUAGUUAAGUUUUCCCCCAAUGAGACGCAAGCAUUGUACAGGUUCAUCUGUGUCUGUCCCCGCUACCAUCCUUGCUAUGUGCCCUGCCAACACACGGGACAAAUAAUCAUCGACCGGGACGUGUUGUCCCGCGAGGAACACAUAUGUUUUCUAGCUACACCCAAGAAGGACUUCUCCUCACCCCAGUUGGCCAAACAGGCGCGCUACUACACCAAAAAGAUCUACGUUAACCAAUGUACAGCACGGGUUGAACGACUUGCCGAUCCUCACCCAAUGCGAGUGAGUGACACAUACAAUUUCUUUAAGGACUACCUCUCGCCUCGUCAUAUAGCGGCUCUAGAGAACCAGAUGAAACCCAAACCUCCGGUAGAAGCCAUGUCAAUGGAGAAGGCGCUGGAAUACAUGGAGGAGGAGAUGCGUCAGCGCAAGGCAGCGAAGCGUGUCCAAAAGCGACGAUGCAAGGGUCUAAAAAAACGAAUCAUUUUGCGCCAGCGCAAGCAGAUGCAAAAGAUAAUUUGCGUACUGUUCGAGGAAAUGAAGGACUUUCUACUCAACGAUCAGUUUAUUGUUGACGAGAACUCCCCUCUAUGUUGCGUAAUUCUUGAGAGACUUCGAGAAUUUACAGAUCAAGAAUUCUAUACGACAAGUAAUUUGCAAGAGUAUCAGAGGAUAUUGGCCAACAACCUAACCGUUUGGGUCAACAAGUUCAUAUCAAACUUAAACAUUUACUUGACACCUCAGCAAAUACCUGUAAAACGACAGAUGAUGGCAGAGAACGAUCCCGAACAGUUUGUGCCCUUGUCAGAUUUCAUUUCUGUAUCCGAUGAGGCGGAUGCAGAGGAAAUGAUGAACGAUGUCGAGCACGGAGCCGCUGAAUAUGACGACUAUGGAUAUGGGGAGGACUACUUGCCCGACGUUCUCAAUACGGAUAUAUCGGAGGAAACAAUAAUCUAAGUAAUGUUCAGCUUACCCUUCUGCUGAGACCAGGUCAGCUCUUUGUAAACGCCGUUGCUGUGGACCUUGGCACCGUGGUUCUUAAGUAUGUCCACGGGCAUUGCGCGGAAAAGGAAGUGAAGGAAAUUCUGUGGAGCAAAGAAAUUGAAAGUGUAAAUUUAAAAUUAUUAGUAAAUUUAAUGUAUCGUUUCC
This is a messenger RNA of Drosophila melanogaster (fruit fly), 1827 nucleotides long. RefSeq lists its product as uncharacterized. The record is from RefSeq and is marked reviewed. NCBI's taxonomy places the organism in Eukaryota, Metazoa, Arthropoda, Insecta, Diptera, Drosophilidae. Bases 72 to 173 code for a protein of 33 amino acids. The transcript is spliced from 4 exons.